Trematosphaeria pertusa is the source of this 717-nucleotide messenger RNA. RefSeq lists its product as uncharacterized. The record is from RefSeq and is a predicted model, not a curated record. The transcript is spliced from 2 exons. The coding region runs from base 1 to 717 and encodes 238 amino acids. Gene Ontology annotation, cellular component: cytoplasm; ribonucleoprotein complex; nucleus. Gene Ontology annotation, molecular function: mRNA binding. Lineage: Eukaryota; Fungi; Ascomycota; Dothideomycetes; Pleosporales; Trematosphaeriaceae.
AUGGAUCACGUGACUUUCCCCUUCCAGCACAUCGUUGGAAUAGAGUUCAUCCAUAAAUCUAUAUCAGGCUUCCUCCAGGAGGAGGAAGCACGCAAAGUCAAAGGUCCAAAGGGCACCCUCUUCGUGAGCAACGUCCCUCGAGGAUCCAAUAGCGAGUACAUUCGCCGCGUCUUCUCGCGCUACGAGAUUGAAGACGUUAACUUCCACCCAAAAGGCGGCUGCGCUAUUUCCUUCCUGGCCGUGAACGACCCAGCGGACAUCCUGGAGAAGUUUUCGAACGGGAUUUGGUUCGAGAAGCGGAAGCUUUGGGUGAACGAAUUCCAGGGCAAGAAGGGCAAGAAUAAGCGUCCUCUCGCCCGCGCGCCCACCCCGGCUCCUGCAGCGACUCCUGCGCCUGUGUCAAUCAACACUGAUGACCUUACCGCAAAGGCUGCCGCCAUGUCGCUCGGAAACUCGGCCAUAAUUAUUACAAAACCCACCACCAGGCAAACCGAAGUGAUCGUCAAGAACCUGAAUUAUCAGGCUACCGAGCAAGGCAUUAAGCAUCUCUUCAACAACUUCAAGCUCAGCAAAGUCAACUUGAAGCACGGCUGUGCGUUUGUUGGGUUGGAAUCUCAGGAUGAGGCUCAGCGUGCGGUGAACCAGCUGAAUGAGCGGAAGGUUCUCGGUCGCAAGGUCUUUGUUGAACUAACGCGUCCAAAGUGGGGUGGAUUUUAA